UUCACUGACAUUAGCCAAGCCUUCUCUUCAGCCACAGCGUGUCUGCGCCAUUGCCCUUUUAAGGACGCUAGUGGGAAGCAGGAGAAUGACGUUUGCAGCAGCGAGCCAGGAGCUGCUCUCAGCGCCAGUGGAGCGGCGGGGAGGACGAGACACGGCUGUAGAGGCGAGCACAGAGAGACCCCAGCAUGCGUGAAUAUAAGCUUGUGGUCUUGGGCUCAGGAGGUGUGGGGAAAUCUGCACUGACAGUCCAGUUUGUUCAGGGAAUAUUUGUGGAAAAAUAUGACCCCACAAUAGAAGACUCAUAUAGGAAGCAAGUAGAAGUGGACGGGCAACAAUGCAUGCUAGAAAUACUCGACACAGCAGGCACAGAGCAGUUCACGGCGAUGAGGGAUCUGUAUAUGAAGAAUGGGCAGGGCUUCGCUCUGGUCUACUCCAUCACGGCACAGUCCACCUUUAAUGACCUGCAGGACCUGAGAGAACAGAUCUUACGGGUUAAAGACACAGAGGAUGUUCCGAUGAUUCUUGUGGGGAACAAGUGUGAUCUGGAGGAUGAGAGGGUUGUGGGGAAAGAGCAGGGACAGAAUCUUGCUCGUCAGUGGAAUAACUGUGCCUUUCUAGAAUCCUCCGCCAAAUCAAAGAUCAAUGUCAAUGAGAUUUUCUACGACCUGGUAAGACAGAUUAAUAGAAAAACGCCGGUGGAAAAGAAGAAAGCCAAGAAGAAGUCUAACUGCACACUGCUCUAAAAUGCACAUGCAUAACCACCCCAGCAGCAGCUCUGAGCCAGAAUGCUGAAAUGAAGACCUGUUGCCCUACUGGCCAGCAUUCCAGCCCCAUUCAACAGUUAUUGGAAACAGUGUCGGCAAAGGCAGAAAACGACUAAGGUUUUACUCCUUAGUUUACAGAAAGGAGUAAACAAGAGAGAGAGAAGUUUGUCUUCUCACACACUCUCAAUUUCUGCUUUUCCUUCCCAAAAAAAAUCCUAAGUCCCCAAACCCAAUCACUGCCCCCCCCGCCCCCACCCCUAAUGGAAAUGAUUUGCCUUUCUCGAGCGCUUAAGAUUUUUGCAAUUGCCAUUUUUAAAGAAGGACUAUAGAAACAGGAAUAUUACAUGUUCAUUUGGGGGAACUGAAUAAUGUGCUGUUCAUUAAUCACUUCAACAAGCAUGGGCACAUUAAAAAUCAUAUUAAUGUUUGCAAAAAGUCAAAUCAUGUUACAUGUAUUUUUUUGCCCCACCCUUUCAUGACCAUGUCUCUGAGUCUUGCUAAUCUUCACUCCAGAAGUAGAUCUGGGGUGACAUUAGGUUUCUCGGGUAAACCCCCCCCCCCCCAUCCCCCCCCCCCCCCCCGCCCCCUCACCCCCUUCAUCUGGACCAGCUUCUCAAAUAACGUUUUUUGCCUGAGUGACUUUGUUUUAUAUUUGACGUCUCAAAGCUUUCAUAUUUCCCAUAAUAUAUUCUAAUUCCAUUUUUUUUGCAUAGAGAAGCUUUGGGAAAAAAAAAACUUAUUUGAGAGAUGGGGAGAAAUAACAAACAUGGGUUUCUGUGUCUCAUGAUGAAAAAUAUAUUGUACUAAAACCAACUCUAAUAUUUCUUCUUGUGUUCUGUCACACUCAGAGUGGUAAUAAUUUUCCAACUUUUAUGAACGAUUAAAUUUUAGUACAUUUUCAUUAA
Messenger RNA from Pygocentrus nattereri (red-bellied piranha), 1669 nucleotides. It is a transcript of the gene rap1aa, whose product is annotated as RAP1A, member of RAS oncogene family a. Gene Ontology annotation, biological process: Rap protein signal transduction; cellular response to cAMP; negative regulation of synaptic vesicle exocytosis. Gene Ontology annotation, cellular component: plasma membrane. Lineage: Eukaryota; Metazoa; Chordata; Actinopteri; Characiformes; Serrasalmidae. The record is from RefSeq and is a predicted model, not a curated record. The transcript has 8 exons. Gene Ontology annotation, molecular function: GDP binding; GTPase activity; GTP binding. Bases 186 to 743 code for a protein of 185 amino acids.